Molecule: messenger RNA, 2302 nt
Organism: Apus apus (common swift)
Lineage: Eukaryota; Metazoa; Chordata; Aves; Apodiformes; Apodidae
Gene: DHRS7B
Product: dehydrogenase/reductase 7B
Exons: 7
Coding region: 143-1072 (309 amino acids)
Cellular component (GO): membrane
Molecular function (GO): oxidoreductase activity
Source: RefSeq, a predicted model, not a curated record
GCUGGGCUGGCAUUGGACAGGGAGCUUUUCCUUGGAGCUCUGCCAGUUCCCAGUUUAAGUCAGGUCUGUCCUGUUACAAGACCAGAGGGAGACACCAGCUCACGGAGCCACUGGCAGGAAGACGGUUCAGAAAGGAAAACUCAUGGAUCUCACAAGCACCGUCAUCAUCCCGCUGCUUGUGGGCAGCCUGGGGGUCUUUGCGGUUUUCCGGCUGCUGCAGUGGAUGCGGAUGCGGGCCCACCUGCAGAAGGCUGUGGUGGUCAUCACGGGGGCCACCUCUGGCCUGGGAAAAGAAUGUGCAAAAGCUUUCCAUGCAGCUGGCUCCAAGCUGGUGCUCUGUGGCAGAGACAGUGAGAAACUCAAAGACCUGGUGCAGGAGCUUUCUACCAUGACCAACCACCGAAAGAACGCCCACAAACCUCACACUGUGGUGUUUGACCUCUCGGACACUAAAACUGUCCUCAGUGCUGCUGAAGAGAUCCUGAAGUACCUGGGACAUGUGGACAUACUGAUCAACAAUGCAGGCAUCAGCUUCCGAGGCACUAUUGUGGACACGGGGCUGGAUGUGGACAAGAGAGUGAUGGAAACUAAUUAUUUUGGUCCUGUAGCCCUCACCAAAGCCCUUCUCCCCUCCAUGAUCAAGAGGAGACAAGGCCACAUUGUGGCCAUCAGCAGCGUUCAAGGCAAAAUAAGCAUUCCUUUCAGAUCUGCCUAUGCUGCCUCUAAGCAUGCUACCCAGGCCUUCUUUGACUGUCUUCGAGCAGAGGUGGAGCAGUAUGACAUUGAUGUGACAGUUAUAAGCCCUGGCUACAUUCAGACAAACCUUUCCCUCAAUGCUGUGACAGCAGAUGGAUCUCGCUAUGGAGUGAUGGACAAGACCACGGCUGAAGGACAGACAGCUGCAGAGGUGGCUCAGGUGGUUCUCAGUGCAGUGGGACAGAAGAAGAAGGAGGUACUUGUGGCUGGGCUCACCCCCUGCCUGGCUGUCUACCUGCGGAACCUCUGCCCCAGGCUCUUCUUCACCUUAAUGGCCACUAGAGCAAAGAAGGAGAGAAAAGCAAAGGGCUCUUAGAGCUCAGCUCAUCCAGCAGUAACUGUAGGGAGAGGCUGAGCCCCUGCAGUUUGGCUGGGACAUCACUGGAGGUGUUCCUGCAGGAACAACCUUUCUCAAAAUGCUGGAAUUUACCUUUGCAUGGAGGGUGGGAAGCAGUUUCCCCCACAUCAGGGCAGGCCCACUUGCUGGAAGACAACACCUGACUUCACCUGAGGUGACAAGAAGGCUGGGGCAAAUGGGGAGAGCUAAGGCUGCAGGGGAGGGUAACUCAUGGGAACACUUUGCAGCAGGGGAGGCCCGUGUGCUGGAAGACAGCACCUCACUCCAGCUCAGCUUUCCCGGCCUGCUACAAAUAAAACCCACCUGGUUUGUCCUCAGAUGAGCAGUUCUUGGCUUUCCCCACCCAGUGGCCCCUUGUGCAAUCCAGGCCCCAGCUGGGAGCUCCUGUGAUCAGUGUCUCCUUCCCACUCCUCCCAGUCUGAUCUAGAACAUGUUGCUUGAAAUGGGAAGGUUCCCAGAGCCUCUGCUUGUUAACAUGCCAGAUCAGCUGAUACAAAAAGCUCAAGUCCAGAGCCACUUUCAGAGAAGUAACUGAUGUCAAAUGUAGGUUUUAUUUGUCAGUUACUUUAUCUGCCUGAAUGCUGCCUUACUGACAUCCAGGGGCGUUUAACUGCACUACCUGGCAGUGCAGUGUGAGCCCAGCAGAGGCUCCUGCAGGGAAGCACUGAACACACAGGGCACAGCAGGGUGUGCUGUUGGGUGUAAGCACUGAGCAGCUGGGAGCAGCACACCUGGGCCACCUGCAGCACAGGGUGGGUGCUGAGCACACUGUUUCCUGGCAAGCUGAGGAGAGUCUGUGUGAGUAAGGUGGGUAUUAUAGGAGACAGACCCUCAGUUCUCAUCUGUUUCAAAGCUAAUUAGGAUCACAUCCAAUGGGAGCAAUGGGGGAAUGAUACCUGCCUGUUCAGCAAGCCUGACAGCCUGAGGGUGUGCCCUGUGCCGGUCACCCCUUCUGAUGUGAGGGAUACCAGCACCACUAGGGAAGAGGAGCAGCUGCACAGAGAUGGUUCAGUAAGGACAGAAAUAAUAUUUUUAAACUUGUAAUUGAAUUAAAGCCUACUAAGAGGAACUGAGGUCCAGACCCCUGCUGCCACCUCCAUGCACUUGCCAGCAUUCUCCAUGUGUACUGCCUUGUAUGUCCUGCCUGUGAAUGCACAUCUGAUGACAAAUAAAUUAUAUUGCUAUGAA